This is a messenger RNA of Closterium sp. Naga37s-1, 7182 nucleotides long. NCBI's taxonomy places the organism in Eukaryota, Viridiplantae, Streptophyta, Zygnematophyceae, Desmidiales, Closteriaceae. The record is from the annotation of a GenBank genome assembly.
AUGGACCGGUUGGACCAACUGGCAUGUUGGUCCUAUGGACCGGUUGGACCAACUGGCCUGUUGGCCGAAUGGACCGGUUGGACCAACUGGCCUGUUGGUCCUAUGGACCGGUUGGACCAACUGGCCUGUUGGUCCUAUGGACCGGGUGGACCAACUGGCCUGUUGGUCCUAUGGACCGGUUGGACCAACUGGCCUGUUGGUCCUCUGGACCGGUUGGACCAACUGGCUUGUUGGUCCUGUGGACCGGUUGGACCAACUGGCCUGUUGGUCCUGUGGACCGGUUGGACCAACUGGCCUGUUGGUCCUGUGGACCGGUUGGACCAACUGGCCUGUUGGUCCUAUGGACCGGUUGGACCAACUGGCCUGUUGGUCCUGUGGACCGGUUGGACCAACUGGCCUGUUGGUCCUGUGGACCGGUUGGACCAACUGGCCUGUUGGUCCUAUGGACCGGUUGGACCAACUGGCCUGUUGGUCCUAUGGACCGGUUGGACCAACUGGCCUGUUGGUCCUAUGGACCGGUUGGACCAACUGGCAUGUUGGUCCUGUGGACCGGUUGGACCAACUGGCCUGUUGGUCCUAUGGACCGGUUGGACCAACUGGCCUGUUGGUCCUAUGGACCGGUUGGACCAACUGGCCUGUUGGUCCUGUAGACCGGUUGGACCAACUGGCCUGUUGGUCCUAUGGACCGGUUGGACCAACUGGCCUGUUGGUCCUAUGGACCGGUUGGACCAACUGGCCUGUUGGUCCUCUGGACCGGUUGGACCAACUGGCUUGUUGGUCCUCUGGACCGGUUGGACCAACUGGCCUGUUGGUCCUCUGGACCGGUUGGACCAACUGGCCUGUUGGUCCUGUGGACCGGUUGGACCAACUGGCCUGUUGGUCCUGUGGACCGGUUGGACCAACUGGCCUGUUGGUCCUGUGGACCGGUUGGACCAACUGGCCUGUUGGUCCUCUGGACCGGUUGGACCAACUGGCCUGUUGGUCCUGUGGACCGGUUGGACCAACUGGCCUGUUGGUCCUGUGGACCGGUUGGACCAACUGGCCUGUUGGUCCUGUGGACCGGUUGGACCAACUGGCCUGUUGGUCCUAUGGACCGGUUGGACCAACUGGCCUGUUGGUCCUGUGGACCGGUUGGACCAACAGGCCUGUUGGUCCUGUGGACCGGUUGGACCAACUGGCCUGUUGGUCCUGUGGACCGGUUGGACCAACAGGCCUGUUGGUCCUAUGGACCGGUUGGACCAACUGGCCUGUUGGUCCUAUGGACCGGUUGGACCAACAGGCCUGUUGGUCCUAUGGACCGGUUGGACCAACUGGCCUGUUGGUCCUAUGGACCGGUUGGACCAACUGGCCUGUUGGUCCUAUGGACCGGUUGGACCAACUGGCCUGUUGGUCCUAUGGACCGGUUGGACCAACUGGCCUGUUGGUCCUAUGGACCGGUUGGACCAACUGGCGUGUUGGUCCUAUGGACCGGUUGGACCAACUGGCCUGUUGGUCCUCUGGACCGGUUGGACCAACUGGCGUGUUGGUCCUGUGGACCGGUUGGACCAACUGGCCUGUUGGUCCUGUGGACCGGUUGGACCAACUGGCGUGUUGGUCCUGUGGACCGGUUGGACCAACUGGCCUGUUGGUCCUGUGGACCGGUUGGACCAACUGGCCUGUUGGUCCUGUGGACCGGUUGGACCAACUGGCCUGUUGGUCCUGUGGACCGGUUGGACCAACUGGCCUGUUGGUCCUGUGGACCGGUUGGACCAACUGGCCUGUUGGUCCUGUGGACCGGUUGGACCAACUGGCCUGUUGGUCCUCUGGACCGGUUGGACCAACUGGCAUGUUGGUCCUAUGGACCGGUUGGACCAACUGGCCUGUUGGUCCUAUGGACCGGUUGGACCAACUGGCAUGUUGGUCCUGUGGACCGGUUGGACCAACUGGCUUGUUGGUCCUGUGGACCGGUUGGACCAACUGGCCUGUUGGUCCUGUGGACCGGUUGGACCAACUGGCGUGUUGGUCCUGUGGACCGGUUGGACCAACUGGCCUGUUGGUCCUGUGGACCGGUUGGACCAACUGGCCUGUUGGUCCUGUGGACCGGUUGGACCAACUGGCCUGUUGGUCCUGUGGACCGGUUGGACCAACUGGCCUGUUGGUCCUGUGGACCGGUUGGACCAACUGGCCUGUUGGUCCUGUGGACCGGUUGGACCAACUGGCCUGUUGGUCCUGUGGACCGGUUGGACCAACUGGCCUGUUGGUCCUGUGGACCGGUUGGACCAACUGGCCUGUUGGUCCUGUGGACCGGUUGGACCAACUGGCCUGUUGGUCCUGUGGACCGGUUGGACCAACUGGCCUGUUGGUCCUGUGGACCGGUUGGACCAACUGGCCUGUUGGUCCUGUGGACCGGUUGGACCAACUGGCCUGUUGGUCCUGUGGACCGGUUGGACCAACUGGCCUGUUGGUCCUGUGGACCGGUUGGACCAACUGGCCUGUUGGUCCUGUGGACCGGUUGGACCAACUGGCCUGUUGGUCCUGUGGACCGGUUGGACCAACUGGCCUGUUGGUCCUAUGGACCGGUUGGACCAACUGGCCUGUUGGUCCUAUGGACCGGUUGGACCAACUGGCCUGUUGGUCCUAUGGACCGGUUGGACCAACUGGCCUGUUGGUCCUCUGGACCGGUUGGACCAACUGGCAUGUUGGUCCUAUGGACCGGUUGGACCAACUGGCCUGUUGGUCCUAUGGACCGGUUGGACCAACUGGCCUGUUGGUCCUAUGGACCGGUUGGACCAACUGGCCUGUUGGUCCUAUAGACCGGUUGGACCAACUGGCCUGUUGGCCGAAUGGACCGGUUGGACCAACUGGCCUAUUGGUCCUAUGAACCGGUUGGACCAACUGGCCUGUUGGUCCUAUGGACCGGUUGGACCAACUGGCCUGUUGGUCCUAUGGACCGGUUGGACCAACUGGCCUGUUGGUCCUCUGGACCGGUUGGACCAACUGGCCUGUUGGUCCUCUGGACCGGUUGGACCAACUGGCCUGUUGGUCCUCUGGACCGGUUGGACCAACUGGCCUGUUGGUCCUCUGGACCGGUUGGACCAACUGGCCUGUUGGUCCUGUGGACCGGUUGGACCAACUGGCCUGUUGGUCCUGUGGACCGGUUGGACCAACUGGCCUGUUGGUCCUGUGGACCGGUUGGACCAACUGGCCUGUUGGUCCUGUGGACCGGUUGGACCAACUGGCCUGUUGGUCCUGUGGACCGGUUGGACCAACUGGCCUGUUGGUCCUGUGGACCGGUUGGACCAACUGGCCUGUUGGUCCUGUGGACCGGUUGGACCAACAGGCCUGUUGGUCCUGUGGACCGGUUGGACCAACUGGCCUGUUGGUCCUAUGGACCGGUUGGACCAACUGGCCUGUUGGUCCUAUGGACCGGUUGGACCAACUGGCCUGUUGGUCCUAUGGACCGGUUGGACCAACUGGCCUGUUGGUCCUAUGGACCGGUUGGACCAACUGGCAUGUUGGUCCUAUGGACCGGUUGGACCAACUGGCCUGUUGGUCCUAUGGACCGGUUGGACCAACUGGCCUGUUGGUCCUAUGGACCGACCGGUUGGACCAACUGGCCUGUUGGCCGAAUGGACCGGUUGGACCAACUGGCCUAUUGGUCCUAUGAACCGGUUGGACCAACUGGCCUGUUGGCCGAAUGGACCGGUUGGACCAACUGGCCUGUUGGUCCUGUGGACCGGUUGGACCAACUGGCCUGUUGGUCCUGUGGACUGGUUGGACCAACUGGCCUGUUGGUCCUGUGGACCGGUUGGACCAACUGGCCUGUUGGUCCUGUGGACCGGUUGGACCAACUGGCCUGUUGGUCCUGUGGACCGGUUGGACCAACUGGCCUGUUGGUCCUGUGGACCGGUUGGACCAACUGGCCUGUUGGUCCUGUGGACCGGUUGGACCAACUGGCCUGUUGGUCCUGUGGACCGGUUGGACCAACUGGCCUGUUGGUCCUGUGGACCGGUUGGACCAACUGGCCUGUUGGUCCUGUGGACCGGUUGGACCAACUGGCCUGUUGGUCCUGUGGACCGGUUGGACCAACUGGCCUGUUGGUCCUGUGGACCGGUUGGACCAACUGGCCUGUUGGUCCUGUGGACCGGUUGGACCAACUGGCCUGUUGGUCCUGUGGACCGGUUGGACCAACUGGCCUGUUGGUCCUGUGGACCGGUUGGACCAACUGGCCUGUUGGUCCUAUGGACCGGUUGGACCAACUGGCCUGUUGGUCCUGUGGACCGGUUGGACCAACAGGCCUGUUGGUCCUGUGGACCGGUUGGACCAACUGGCCUGUUGGUCCUGUGGACCGGUUGGACCAACAGGCCUGUUGGUCCUAUGGACCGGUUGGACCAACUGGCCUGUUGGUCCUAUGGACCGGUUGGACCAACAGGCCUGUUGGUCCUAUGGACCGGUUGGACCAACUGGCCUGUUGGUCCUAUGGACCGGUUGGACCAACAGGCCUGUUGGUCCUAUGGACCGGUUGGACCAACUGGCCUGUUGGUCCUAUGGACCGGUUGGACCAACUGGCCUGUUGGUCCUAUGGACCGGUUGGACCAACUGGCCUGUUGGUCCUAUGGACCGGUUGGACCAACUGGCCUGUUGGUCCUCUGGACCGGUUGGACCAACUGGCGUGUUGGUCCUGUGGACCGGUUGGACCAACUGGCCUGUUGGUCCUGUGGACCGGUUGGACCAACUGGCGUGUUGGUCCUGUGGACCGGUUGGACCAACUGGCCUGUUGGUCCUGUGGACCGGUUGGACCAACUGGCCUGUUGGUCCUGUGGACCGGUUGGACCAACUGGCCUGUUGGUCCUGUGGACCGGUUGGACCAACUGGCCUGUUGGUCCUGUGGACCGGUUGGACCAACUGGCCUGUUGGUCCUGUGGACCGGUUGGACCAACUGGCCUGUUGGUCCUGUGGACCGGUUGGACCAACUGGCCUGUUGGUCCUGUGGACCGGUUGGACCAACUGGCCUGUUGGUCCUCUGGACCGGUUGGACCAACUGGCAUGUUGGUCCUAUGGACCGGUUGGACCAACUGGCCUGUUGGUCCUAUGGACCGGUUGGACCAACUGGCAUGUUGGUCCUGUGGACCGGUUGGACCAACUGGCUUGUUGGUCCUGUGGACCGGUUGGACCAACUGGCCUGUUGGUCCUGUGGACCGGUUGGACCAACUGGCCUGUUGGUCCUGUGGACCGGUUGGACCAACUGGCCUGUUGGUCCUGUGGACCGGUUGGACCAACUGGCCUGUUGGUCCUGUGGACCGGUUGGACCAACUGGCCUGUUGGUCCUGUGGACCGGUUGGACCAACUGGCCUGUUGGUCCUGUGGACCGGUUGGACCAACUGGCCUGUUGGUCCUGUGGACCGGUUGGACCAACUGGCCUGUUGGUCCUGUGGACCGGUUGGACCAACUGGCCUGUUGGUCCUGUGGACCGGUUGGACCAACUGGCCUGUUGGUCCUGUGGACCGGUUGGACCAACUGGCCUGUUGGUCCUGUGGACCGGUUGGACCAACUGGCCUGUUGGUCCUGUGGACCGGUUGGACCAACUGGCCUGUUGGUCCUGUGGACCGGUUGGACCAACUGGCCUGUUGGUCCUGUGGACCGGUUGGACCAACUGGCCUGUUGGUCCUGUGGACCGGUUGGACCAACUGGCCUGUUGGUCCUGUGGACCGGUUGGACCAACUGGCCUGUUGGUCCUGUGGACCGGUUGGACCAACUGGCCUGUUGGUCCUGUGGACCGGUUGGACCAACUGGCCUGUUGGUCCUAUGGACCGGUUGGACCAACUGGCCUGUUGGUCCUAUGGACCGGUUGGACCAACUGGCCUGUUGGUCCUAUGGACCGGUUGGACCAACUGGCCUGUUGGUCCUCUGGACCGGUUGGACCAACUGGCAUGUUGGUCCUAUGGACCGGUUGGACCAACUGGCCUGUUGGUCCUAUGGACCGGUUGGACCAACUGGCCUGUUGGUCCUAUGGACCGGUUGGACCAACUGGCCUGUUGGUCCUAUAGACCGGUUGGACCAACUGGCCUGUUGGCCGAAUGGACCGGUUGGACCAACUGGCCUAUUGGUCCUAUGAACCGGUUGGACCAACUGGCCUGUUGGUCCUAUGGACCGGUUGGACCAACUGGCCUGUUGGUCCUAUGGACCGGUUGGACCAACUGGCCUGUUGGUCCUCUGGACCGGUUGGACCAACUGGCCUGUUGGUCCUCUGGACCGGUUGGACCAACUGGCCUGUUGGUCCUCUGGACCGGUUGGACCAACUGGCCUGUUGGUCCUCUGGACCGGUUGGACCAACUGGCCUGUUGGUCCUGUGGACCGGUUGGACCAACUGGCCUGUUGGUCCUGUGGACCGGUUGGACCAACUGGCCUGUUGGUCCUGUGGACCGGUUGGACCAACUGGCCUGUUGGUCCUGUGGACCGGUUGGACCAACUGGCCUGUUGGUCCUGUGGACCGGUUGGACCAACUGGCCUGUUGGUCCUGUGGACCGGUUGGACCAACUGGCCUGUUGGUCCUGUGGACCGGUUGGACCAACUGGCCUGUUGGUCCUGUGGACCGGUUGGACCAACUGGCCUGUUGGUCCUAUGGACCGGUUGGACCAACUGGCCUGUUGGUCCUAUGGACCGGUUGGACCAACUGGCCUGUUGGUCCUAUGGACCGGUUGGACCAACUGGCCUGUUGGUCCUAUGGACCGGUUGGACCAACUAGCAUGUUGGUCCUAUGGACCGGUUGGACCAACUGGCCUGUUGGUCCUAUGGACCGGUUGGACCAACUGGCCUGUUGGUCCUAUGGACCGGUUGGACCAACUGGCCUAUUGGUCCUAUGAACCGGUUGGACCAACUGGCCUGUUGGCCGAAUGGACCGGUUGGACCAACUGGCCUGUUGGUCCUGUGGACCGGUUGGACCAACUGGCCUGUUGGUCCUGUGGACCGGUUGGACCAACUGGCCUGUUGGUCCUGUGGACCGGUUGGACCAACUGGCCUGUUGGUCCUCUGGACCGGUUGGACCAACUGGCCUGUUGGUCCUCUGGACCGGUUGGACCAACUGGCCUGUUGGUCCUCUGGACCGGUUGGACCAACUGGCCUGUUGGUCCUAUAGACCGGUUGGACCAACUGGCCUGUUGGCCGAAUGGACCGGUUGGACCAACUGGCCUAUUGGUCCUAUGA